GUCACUAUGAACAAUGGCCCAGCUAUACUACAAAAAGGUAAACUAUUCACCGUACAGAGAUCGGAUCCCGUUACAGAUUGUGCGAGCGGAGGCAGAGCUCUCAGCGGAAGAGAAGGCCUACCUCAGCGCUGUGGAGAAGGGGGACUAUGCCAGUGUGAAACAUGCCUUGCAAGAGGCAGAGAUCUACUACAACAUCAACAUUAACUGUAUGGAUCCUCUUGGUCGCAGUGCCCUUUUAAUAGCCAUAGAGAAUGAAAAUCUGGAGAUCAUGGAGUUGCUUUUGAGCCACAGUGUGUAUGUGGGAGAUGCUCUGCUGUAUGCAAUACGGAAAGAGGUGGUGGGAGCUGUGGAGUUGCUGCUGAAUUACAGGAAGCCAAGUGGUGAAAAACAGGUUCCAACCUUGAUGAUGGACACCCAGUUUUCAGAAUUCACUCCAGAUAUCACCCCAAUAAUGCUGGCGGCUCACACCAACAACUAUGAAAUCAUCAAACUGCUUGUCCAAAGACGGGUAACAAUUCCACGCCCACACCAGAUCAGAUGCAACUGUGUGGAAUGUGUCUCCAGUUCGGAGGUGGACAGCCUGAGGCAUUCCAGGUCAAGGCUGAACAUCUACAAAGCCUUAGCCAGCCCUUCGUUGAUUGCCUUAUCAAGCGAGGACCCCAUCUUGACGGCCUUCCGACUGGGCUGGGAGCUGAAGGAGCUCAGCAAAGUGGAAAAUGAGUUCAAGGCUGAAUAUGAAGAGCUUUCACAGCAGUGCAAGCGUUUUGCUAAGGACCUUUUGGACCAAGCACGGAGUUCCCGGGAAUUGGAGAUCAUUCUCAAUCACAGAGAUGAUCAAAGUGAAGAGCUGGAUCCCCAAAAAUGUCAUGAUUUGGCAAAGCUAAAGGUAGCAAUAAAGUAUCACCAGAAAGAGUUUGUUGCUCAGCCAAACUGCCAGCAGCUACUAGCAACACUUUGGUAUGAUGGUUUUCCAGGAUGGAGGCGGAAACACUGGGCAGUAAAACUCUUGACCUGUGUCACCAUUGGACUGCUAUUUCCUGUGCUAUCCGUGGCAUAUCUGAUUGCACCGAAGAGCAGGCUGGGACUGUUCAUUAAAAAGCCAUUUAUAAAGUUUAUCUGCCACACCGGCUCUUACCUAACCUUCCUCUUCAUGCUCCUGCUGGCGUCGCAGCACAUCGUCAGGACUGACCUUCACAUGCAGGGACCACCUCCCACCAUCGUGGAGUGGAUGAUCCUGCCCUGGGUUCUAGGUUUUAUCUGGGGAGAAAUCAAGGAAAUGUGGGAUGGUGGAUUCAAUGAGUAUGUACAUGACUGGUGGAAUCUGAUGGAUUUUGCAAUGAACUCCCUCUAUCUUGCAACUAUCUCCCUUAAAAUUGUUGCCUACGUCAAGUAUAAUGGUUCUCGUCCAAGGGAGGAAUGGGAAAUGUGGCACCCGACUCUCAUUGCAGAAGCCCUCUUCGCAAUAUCCAAUAUUUUAAGUUCCUUGCGUCUCAUAUCCCUGUUUACAGCAAAUUCACACCUGGGACCCUUGCAGAUUUCUCUGGGACGCAUGCUGCUAGACAUCCUUAAAUUCCUUUUUAUCUACUGUCUGGUGCUUCUGGCUUUUGCCAAUGGACUGAACCAGCUUUAUUUUUAUUAUGAGACCAGUGCCUCGGAGGAACCCAACAACUGCAAGGGGAUCCGAUGUGAGAAACAGAACAAUGCCUUCUCCACACUUUUCGAGACCCUCCAGUCACUCUUCUGGUCUGUGUUCGGUCUGCUGAAUCUCUACGUCACCAACGUGAAAGCCAGACAUGAGUUCACAGAAUUCGUUGGGGCCACUAUGUUUGGGACCUACAACGUCAUCUCCCUUGUUGUGCUGCUGAACAUGCUCAUAGCCAUGAUGAACAACUCCUACCAGCUCAUUGCCGACCACGCGGAUAUUGAGUGGAAGUUUGCACGGACGAAGCUCUGGAUGAGUUACUUUGAUGAAGGUGCCACUCUGCCCCCUCCUUUUAACAUCGUCCCGAGCCCCAAGUCAGUCUGGUACCUUUGCAAGUGGAUUCACAAUCAGCUGUGCCCAGGCAAUGACUCUGACAAUGAACAGAAGAGGCAUGAAAACCUCAAAACAUUCACAGAACGGCACGCAGACAACCUGAUUCAGAAUCAACAUUACCAGGAAGUGAUAAGAAAUCUUGUAAAAAGAUACGUCGCAGCAAUGAUAAGAACUUCCAAAACCAAUGAAGGUUUAACCGAAGAAAAUUUCAAGGAAUUAAAACAGGACAUCUCAAGUUUUCGCUAUGAAGUUCUUGACCUUUUAGGAAAUAGGAAGCCCCAGAGGAGAAGUUACUCUACCAGCAGCACGGAAGUGUCCCAAAAGGAUGAAACAAAUGAGGAUGGUGCUGGAGAAAAACCCAAAGCCAAGAGUGUGUCUUUCAAUGUAGCCAACAAAAAAAAGGACUUCAAUGUAUCUGCUCUAAUUAAAACUAUGUCUGGGAUCGAUAUGGUGGAAGAGAAGCCAAAAAGCAAUGGGAUCAGUAAGCGCUCCUUUGUCCGAAAUGGAAAUAGAGUUCAGAGACUUUCCAGCUCCAAGAAGGAGUCCUUUAAGAGACUGGGCCUGCUUUUCUCCAAGAUGAAUGGACACGUACCCGAGCCCAAUUCAGAACCCAUGUACACUAUUUCAGAUGGAAUUAUUCAGCCACACUACAUGUGGAAAGACAUUAAAUAUUCUCACAUUGAUAAAGAGAGAGAAGAGAAUUGUUCCAAAAGUGAAAUUAACCUCAAUGAGGUGGACUACAGGGGGAACACAAGACUUACGGGACAGAGCAAGGAGUGCCCUGUGGUUUGUACCAGCUCCCUUCACUGUGCUUCCAGUAUUUGUUCCUCUAAUUCCAAACUUAUAGACUCGUCAGAGGAUGUGUUUGAUUCGUGGGGAGAGGCUUGUGACUUGUUUAUAAACCAGUGGAAAGACGGGCAGGAGGACCACGUUACAACUCGGCUAUAAGUAAAGCUAUCGUAACACCCGCUGGAAAACUUAGCCAAUUGUUUGUAAUUGUUUGCUCUCAUCUGACUCAGCAUUACUAGUUCCUUUCUGUCCACAGGUGAACAAAAAAGUGUGUAACUACUUACGUUAGCCUAUUUUAUAGCCAUCUGCACCUUUUUUAAUUUACUUUUUUUACACUCACAAACACUAAACUGAAGGUUUCCCCAUUUAUAAGGUCACUAUAAACCACAGGAGUCCCUUCGGAUGCAGUCUUAGUCUUCAACCCCUAGAGACUUCAGUCGCGCUGCUGGCUGAGUAAAGGAUGUCUCCAGUGCCAUCAUCAUCAUCCCACCGCCGCUGGGUUAUCGCUGCUGCUAUCCCACACGAUCGGCCCUGCGUCCUGCUCGAUCUUCCUCGUCAACACAACCAGCUGGUGAGCAGUGGCUUAGCAGGAGGCUAGGAAUCAUAGUUAAGACCUUUUUAGAAAGGGUUUCAGGUUAUACACGGCUUUUGUUUUCUUUAAGCAAUACAACCUCUCAUUCUUUCGGUUGUGUGUGGUUUUUUUCAGGUUAUUUAUUAUAUUAAUAUUGUAAAUUGUUACUGAAUAUGAGACUCCUUUGAUCAUCCAGCUAGAACAUGUUAUGAUUUGCUUAUUUACCUAAUAUCCCAUAAGACAUUCUCCCUGUAGGGAGCAGAAUGACCUUCCAGUUGGGCUGACAGCAGAAGCCAGCACCUGGCCUUGCUGCCAACUUCUGUGUAGGUGAACUGACCCCAAACCAGCUGUGGCUGCUUGAAACACAAACCCCGUGUGGGUCUCGUAUUCCGACCAGGCUGAACCAAAACCCAGCCCUGAGCCUUGCCUUUAUACCCCACGCCUCGAGCUGUAGCUGGUUUUUGAGAUUCCUAAUCUCAUUUCACUGCUGCAUUCGCUUUUUGCUGCGUCUCUGACAGACGUCGGGCUUUAGGAAGAAAAUUGUCCUGGUAUAUGGCAAGUGCUAAGAGAGAUCGUCUUCCCUGGGCCUGUGAGCUGCAUUUCUGAAAAGCAACCUAAGCAAUAGCAGCUCAAACCGCAUCUGCCAGCCUGGAAAGUCUCUGCAGUUCCUUUUCUAAAAAAAAAAAAAGAGUGCGGCAGUAGAUGUUAUCUUUCUUUUCCCCAGUUGUGGCAGUGCCUGGACAGGGCCUCCAGUGUCACUGCUUUUGUGCAUCAGAGAGGGGAGAAGGCAACCCCAUCAAGGGCAAAAUGGGUGAAUUUUUGACAGUGAUUGGGUUUUUUUUUUCCUUUAUUUUUAACAAUGUGAUACUUGAACUUUCUUCUGUGGUGUUGCUAAGAAACACAGAUGAUUGGCACUUACUUACCACCACUUCAGAGCUGUUAUUAGUCAGCUGCUUUCUUGGAGGAAGCAAGCCCUGGCCAGGAGCUCAGAAACGGCCUUCCCAUAUGGCAGAGUUCCUGCAGUCCCGCGUAAGGCUCUGUUCCCAGGAGAGCUUACAUGAGCUGGAGCGUAUCCCAAGGGUGGCUGCCAAAAAGCACCUUUUCUGUGACCUGUGCGUUCCAUUUGUAAAGGCACAAUGCUGGAAAAAUCUACACCUACCACUGGCACUGGUCAGAUUUUACCAGCAAGGGGCAGGAGCAGCUCUCACGGCAGGAUGGAGGGGCAGGAGAGGGAUUUCUCACGCAGCGGUCGUCCCCCCCCACCCAGAAGAGAUGCUGGGACACCUGCAGCUGGAUACUCUCCCUGACUUUUAAACCUGGUUCCCUCCUCUCGUUAAGGAAACCCCCCUGGGCACCUGUACGGCAUUACCUAAAGGUCACGGUGGGGCACGCCUACACCAGAGAGGGCAACGUGAACGAUGCAGCCAGCCCCUGUAGCAAUGCUGCGGAUGCCAACACACCGCACUCAUGGGAGGUUUUCGCUACAGACCUCAAGUUGGAGGCCAUGGCUCGAGGCUGGCUCUGGCGUCAAGAAAAAUGAGCAACUAGGAGCAGAGGCUCCAAAACGUUUCUGUGUUCCUUGCUUUUAACUGACGCCAGCCUUGCUACCAGCACGCAGUAUAAAUCCCCAAAUAUUUAAGCCUCUAGACGUGUUAGUUAAGGCAGAGUGAAAGGCAUUUUUGUAUCAACAGAUUUCAGGCUUUCAUACUAAUUGCAGGGUUAGAGUUGUCUUUGAAAACCACAUCUCUUCUUCCUUUAUGAAAGGCUGAGCAAACUGACAUUGGCACUACACAAGGAGACGUGCAAAAUCCGAGCUGCUACAGGGGGAUGAAGGCAAGGGUUUGAAUCCUUUUACGCCUCCCCUAACCACACUGCAGUUUAUGAACUCUCCUUGACACGGGGCCAGCAAAUCCUUAUGGCAUUUCCUGUGCAACAAGUAAGAAUGAAAAGAAUUCAGGUAGGGUUAUGCAGAUUACAUCAGCUGAGCUUGAGGCUGGGACAGAAGCAGGGUUCAUAUCCUUGGACAGCAGAAAGGCUUUUAACUUUUCCACGAGAGCAAGCACACCGCCCUGGCAAGGAGUCCAUUGUGUCACUCAAAUGCAGCACUGCAUUAACAGGUACAACUAACAAAAUCAAACGCGAUUAACUCCGCAGUGCUGCCCCCCCCGAAAUGUAAAAAUGAUGCCGGGCAGCGCAAACCCCUUCUGGGCAAGUCGUGCGAGUCACGUUCCCCUCCCGUGUCCUGAAAGGGCAGGGGUAGGCACUGCCACAUCGAAAUGCCACGGUGGAUAACGCAGCCUGCAAAAAUCUCCCGAUAAUCUUAUAUUAAAGGCGAGGUCACGUGGCUGCUUGGCUGGGGCUCCCCGGGGAUUUGUUCCGUGACUCAGAUACCUCCUAGCUGCCAGCUAUGAGGUAGUUUGAGCUGACUUUGGAAUUUAUCGCAAAUAUUUGAUUUGGUUGUGAUUAAUACAUGUGUCCAGGAGUUUGCAGAACUGUCAAAUUGGUCCCCCAAAAGGCAAAGUUCUCUUUGAUUGCAUCUAUGCAUCCCCUUUGGUAGCAAUAGACUUUAUAGCAGCUGGUAAAUUAUUACUCUAAAACAGGAGCUUCAGGGGAGGGAAGUCAAAGUAUCUUGUGAAAAAUACAUUUAAUAAGCAAAACCUGUUUUUCCUUAAUUCACUUUCAGUCACAGGGUUUGGGAUUCCACUAGCAUUUCUCCAUUUUCAAUUGCUCAAAAAGAAAACAUAUUUUAGUCAAAGUUAUUCUUUCCUUCAGAGAAAUCAGUGAACUACCCCUGUGCUGUCCGUGCAAGCGACCAGGGCAGGAGCUGAUGGGACACUUCGAGCUUCUCUGGUGAGCAGUUAAACUUUUCCUUGGCUGGGGUCCGAGAUGCACAGCUGUGGUACGCGCCUGGCCUUUAUUCUGUGCGCUUCAAGAGUAAUCCUUACCCGUAUGCAGGGAAUUUGCAAUUAGGAACAACAGAGAUCUCGACCACUCACCCUUUCUUUAGGUUUCUUGCUCUAAAGUUGCUUUAUUUCUCACCUCCCAUCUCCGGUGUCAUUUUCACCAGGCUCUUUAAAGCAGCACACCUACAAAUGAUCACCAAUUAAAAAGUUAUCAAAUACCAUCCAGGGUUAAGAAUCUCAAACAGAGCUAGGCGGUGUUUGUACUCAGGACAGAGAUUAAGGAAGUUGUUUCGGAAACAAGAAAUUAACUGACGUAUCUCUGCAGAUUAUUUGGAUAAUUGCAUUUGUAUAUUAUUCACUUACUGGUAUAUAUGUAAAUACUCGAGUAUUUGUAUACGUGUCCCUACAGAGGAAGCAUGCACAGCGGCUGAGCACGGGGUUAGAGAACGGGACUUCUGAGGUCUGUUCCCAGCUCUGCCACUGACUCACCUGUGACCUUGGGCAAGUCACUCAGCCUCUCCAAUGCCUCAGUUUCCCCAUCUGUAAAAUAGGGAUAAUAAUACUUACCUACCUCGCAGGGGGGGUUAGUUCAUUAUUUAUAAGCACUUUCAGAUCUUCAAAUUAAAGGCGCUAUAUACAGUAAGUAGUUAAUAUUCGUAGCAGUAGUAUGUACUUUUACUUUCUUACGACUAAUUCAGGUUAGGAUUUACCUGUAUGUCCGUUACGAUAGUUUUCCACGUAGAAAACUUAGCAUGGUUUCCCACGAAGGGAAUUUAGGGGACUUCUGCAGUAGACAGGGAGCAGGAGCAGCACACCCCAGAAGCCUAAACUCUAACACCCUUGCUUUUGCGGUUUAUGUCUCACCCUUAAUGUCACCUUAUGGUAUUUGCGUUUCAUCCUUUUUCUCAUGGUACACAUAACACAAUUUUUAGCAGAAACAGCCACUGUAAAUAUUAAGAGUAUUUAAAUAAAUAUAUUCACGUAUAAAUAUAAAACCUUACCUUUUAAAGAGGUUAAAAUUGGUUGAUGCAACAGACUUCUAAGCAUGGGGAGGUUCCACAGGCAGCCCAGCACUGACGCACGCGGCAGGAUACCGGAGUAGGGCUACAGGAGAACGUCCCCACGUGUCAUCGCCUCCUUCGUAUUCACUCUUCGCCCCGCCGCUGGCAAGGGCACGGAGCCCCGCCGGUGACAAGGUGUGGCAGGAGGGUGCGCAGUGCGCUGGGGCAGAGCGAGGCCGCGGCUGGAGCAAAACCGCCCUGCUGCCUUGCUUCGCCCCAAGGCAGGGUGAGGCAGCUCCCGGAGACGCGCCUCGGGCGGCGGCGUGUCCCCAGCACGACCGCUGCUGGAGGAACCUCUCCCGGACCGUCUCCUGCAUCCCUACGAGGGGGCUCUUUGCCCCCAUUGCUCCGUGGGUACAAUUUGUUUUUCUUUAGCACUUACUCAGGAUAAAGGUCUUUGGUUUGAGCUGCAGGAGGUCUGAGGCUUGACUUGCAGGGGAAGGGCCCUACAAGCAUUCCGAGCUCCCCUCCGGGAAGGUGGGCAGCUGCAGGGCAUCCGCACUGGGUGGUUGGACAGUUACUAACAGAGUAAGGAUCUGAUUUACUGCUGGGUCCCCCAGCAGUUAGAAAACUACACAAGCACCUGCUGCUCUCACCACUGAGCGUACAUCCCACCUCCCUGGGACUCCUCAGCUUUGCUUUGAUAUUUCUACUUUCAAAAGGCGAAAAUCCCAAAGAAAAGCGUAUUUGAAUUAAGCAGGAAGAGACACAUUUUUGGUUUAAUUUCUGGCCGAGUUCUUCUUCAACCAGUUACUCGUCCUGCAGCGCGCUAACGCUUUUCCACAGACGUGCCCAUGAGGAAGCCCUGUGCGGCCCCGGAGGCUGAUUUCCCAAGCAGCAGGAUCACCCUCCCGCCUCCUUUGCAAUUCCAUAGUCAAACAGAAUGGCAAAAAUUAAGGAAAACCACCCAAACCACUAGGGCUGCCUACAAUUAAAGUUUUACUUAGCUAAAAACUCUCUGGAGCUGUUUUUGGGGUGGCUGCACUGCAAGCGGGGCUUCCCAGGCCACGCGGCGCCGCAGCACCGGCCGAGGCAGGCAGCACGGCUGGUGGCUCCCAUUUAUGUAGUGGUAGAAUUAAUUGGAGUCGGUCAGACUACAGUGAAUAACAACUCAGCUCACCGGAGGAGCAUCUAAAACAAACUGUUACUAAAAUAAUCUGUAGUUUUCAGUGACUGUGCAACUCGAAAUCCAACAACUAUAAAGUCAGUCCCGUACUGGAUGAUUUUCGGAGGAGGCGGGGAGCAUCUGGGCUGGCCACAUUCACCUAUUUUCUAAACAUUUGUCAUCUGAUGCAACUUCACUUUCACACGACUUCUUUCUUCAUUCCAGGCCGUGACGCUUUCCCAAACAAGUCAUUUAUAUAUUAUUCCCAUAAUUGCCUCCACCCAGGACAACCACUGCUCUGAGUAAAAUCAUGACCAAGAACGACUGUUUUAAAAAGAGAACAUGCUUUAUCUAAAAAACUAUAUUUGAAAGGCAGAAGCGUUUGAUCCUGAUCUUCCGAAUGUUUGAUAGUAUUUUAUGCUUCAGGGAAACACUUUUACCUGCUCUGUUUUUUUAAGGUGUGCAGAACAAAACAAAAGCCCCAAGCAUAACAGCAAGAGAAACCCCCCAGCCUAGCCCAAAGCACCCCAGUUUUCCAAGCCAAACUGAGCUUGCCGUUCUUCCCUUACGCAGACCCUUCUCAAUCAAUGGCUCACCAGCCAGGGACAAGGGAGCAGCCCAUCCCUCCUGGCUAGCACGGCCUCCUCCAGCAGGGCUUGGUUGGUUUAUCUGGGGGAUUUUUUUGUCCCCUCUCCCAUUUAAAGCAUUUCCCCAUCAGCAGUAACUCCUAAGCCAGAGGCAAGCGUGCGCUUAGGGCACAACGUGAUCAAGCAAGGAGCCGGCCUUUUAGCGCGUUAGCUAACAGAACACUGUGAUACCUUUCGCCAACAGAGUGAAAUGCCUUUUGACUAUAAAUAGUUGUUUUUGAGCAAGGGGGCACUUUUUGGUCCAGCUAUUUUUGGGGUAUUGUACAGUCUUAUUUAAAAAUUACCGAAUGUGUUUAUAAAGCGGGUCUGGGAACUCGAGGGCUAGGGAUCUUUGAGCAGCAAAGGAUAGUAGCAGAUGCUUGAGUACUCUCUUUUCUAUACGGCAAGCCCUAGAGACCGGGGCUUACUCUGCUAACAGUUUUUUUAGCAAUCGAGUUUUAAUAUCAAAUUAAACCUUCAUUUAAAAAAAAAAAAAGCUAUCACAGAAACAGCUUCACACCUGAGCUUAUUUUAAAAUGCAAUUUUACUUCAUGGGAUAAAAAAGGUGAGGCUUUUUUUUUAACUCCUUUAUUUUAGUUUUGGUCAAAAACUUGAUGGCCUUUUCCAGGCAAAAGAGCUUUUAGAGGUUGUAAGAAUUUUGCGUGUGUAAAGACGGAGCGGGGGCCUCAGCAUUUGCCACUUGGCUAGUAACAGCCACCCCUAGAGAAAGGGGGGGAGAAAGAGGAAGAGCAAAAAGCAAAAACAAAUGCUUAGUUUUAUGUACUUUUCUACUUGCAUCUCUUCUGUCCAUAGCGCAGACUCCAUUCAUACCCUCGUAUACCAUGUAAAAAUGAAAUUAUGUACAUAAUAAAUAAAAUUAUUUAUUUUAUGUGUAUUUUUAGCUUAACUGUAAACUGAAAAAAAUAAAAAGCAUUUAAUUUUUUUCCCAGAAAUGUACGCCUAUUGAAAUUCAAGGUGUUUCUACCUUUUCAGAUGUAACAUUUCCAGCUGCCUAUUGAUAAUAAACAUUUAUGAA
This is a messenger RNA of Phalacrocorax carbo (great cormorant), 10126 nucleotides long. The record is from RefSeq and is a predicted model, not a curated record. Lineage: Eukaryota; Metazoa; Chordata; Aves; Suliformes; Phalacrocoracidae.